Molecule: messenger RNA, 1222 nt
Organism: Esox lucius (northern pike)
Lineage: Eukaryota; Metazoa; Chordata; Actinopteri; Esociformes; Esocidae
Product: repetitive proline-rich cell wall protein 1-like
Exons: 2
Coding region: 441-1082 (213 amino acids)
Source: RefSeq, a predicted model, not a curated record
GGUGCCCUUGUUGCUUCUUUACUGUACAGAGUUAUGUGUUGUUCUUUUCUAGCUCCCUCCAUACUUCCACCUCCGCGCGAUACCUUUGCUAGACAAAGUUCCACCUGGGUUGCGAACACUUACUGGUUCCAUGUUAGUGAAGCGCUAGCCUUUUUUUUAUCUGGUUGCAGACAAAGGUUCAAAGCAGUUUUUUCUCCGAAACUUUCGCUGGAUUGUGUCUGAGCUUGCCUAGUGCACAAGAUCCAGUACAAACGUACUAACCCUCACCAUAUGUCACUCACCGGAGAGGCUUCACCAAACGCUCAAAGUGCUUGGAAGAAAACCCAAUGUUAUCUGAACCCAUGUCUGUUAUUCUAUGGAUAAGUGGCUAAGUAAUUGGACGGCUAGCUUGACAAACAUCAAUUGGCAGCGUAUGUUCCUUUGUCUCUGUAAACAACACGAUGAUUACCCCCCUGGGAGACGAUCGGUUUUGGAAAACAACACAGUGGAAAGUUGUGAGGACCACCGGGGAAAUCGAAACUGCCGUCCUGGCCGGUAUCUAUCACCCGAGGAUCAACCACCCAAGGAUCUACCUCCUGAGGAUCUACCACCCACGGAUCUACCACCCGAGGAUCUACCACCCGAGGAUCUAUCACCCGAGGAUCUAUCACCCGAGGAUCUACCACCCGAGGAUCUACCUCCUGAGGAUCUACCACCCGAGGAUCUACCACCCGAGGGUCUACCACCCGAGGGUCUACCUCCUGAGGAUCUACCACCCGAGGAUCUACCUCCCGAGGAUCUACCACCCGAGGAUCUAUCACCCGAGGAUCUACCACCCGAGGAUCUACCACCCGAGGAUCUAUCACCCGAGGAUCUACCACCCGAGGAUCUACCACCCGAGGAUCUACCACCCAAGGAUCUACCACCCCAGGAUCUACCACCCGAGGAUCUACCACCCGAGGAUCUACCACCCGAGGAUCUACCACCCGAGGAUCUAUCACCCGAGGAUCUAUCACCCGAGGGACACUGGCUCACAUUCUAUUAUAAUAAUAGCCAGCACAUAUUAUUUCUAUAUUGUGUAUCUCUUUCCAAAGUUCUUCUAGGUGAUCAAGUUUAUCUGGGAGAUUGGGGAUUCUCAGACAUUUUCUGGCAGACAGUGCGUGGAGUUCAGAUCGCAUGCCCGUCUAAAAACCAAAGCAAAGCAACUUGUAAAGUGUUGCUCUGGGUCAGAGGUCAUGGCAAG